AUGAUUUCUAAAAAUAUUAAAUCCUUUUUUAGUUUUAAAGCAAUUGGAAUCGAUCUAGGCACAACUAAAUCAAGGAUGGCAAUUUUAUCAGAAACUGAUGAAGGAAAGCUUGAAAUCAUUGAUCCAAAUUAUUCUAUCAGCACAAAUGCUCUAAUUGGCACUGAUGGAUAUAAGCAAAUAGGAAUAGAUCCCACAAAUACUAUAUUUAACUAUAAAAAUUUCAUAUAUGACAUUUCGAGGGUGAUAGGAAAUUCUUUAGGCCACAAAGCACUCCAAAGACAUAUUCAAAGGGUUCCAUACGAAAUAGUUGAACUGCCAAAGGAAUCUUUUAAUAUCAGCGAAGCUUGCUUUUUUAUGCACAAUGUUCAUUAUAAAUCAGCACAAGUUCUAACUAUCCCCUUUAAAUUGAAACACAAAUUCCUGCUCUAAUCUAAACGAGUUUAAUUGAUUUUUAAAAGAAUUUAUAUUAAUUUUUUUUCAAAUAUAAAAUUGAACCCAAAUUAUAAAUUAAUCGACUCAGCUUGAAAUUAUUCAAAAAUAUUAUUAAUUGAAUGUUUUAAAUUUUGUCAAAACUAAUUUUAUAAAAAAAAAAAAAAUUUUUGCAAUUGAAAACAUAUUUUGUUUCAACUUAAAGAUGGCUAUAGUAGGCCAAAAGAUGGAAAAUUUCACUUAAGUUUUGUUCCAAUUUAAAAGGGGGGAGUAAGUUGAAUCAUCAAAAAUCUCAAAGCAAAAGCUGAAGAAAUCGUAAAAGAGCCGAUCCUUUAUUCUGGGAUCUCUGUGCCCUCAUUUUUUAAUAGCUCACAAAGAAUCGCUAUUAAAAAUGCAGCAGAGUUAGCAGGACUAAAAGCAUCGCUGGUAAAUGCACCAUCUGCCUGCAUUCUUGGCUACGAUGAUAAACUAAAAGAAACCGUAAAUGAAAAUAGAAAAGUUUUAGUUAUCAAUAUUGGCCAUGGUACAAUGGACUUGUCAAUAAUUUCAGUCUCACAUGGAGUCUACAACGUAGAAUUCACACAAGGAAGCUCAAGUUUUGGAGGUAUGGAUUUUGAUUAUGCAAUACAAGAUUCAUUUUGAAAGGUUUUGCAAGAAAAAUCAGAAGGAAAUAUUGCAGAUGACUUAUCAGCAAGAUGAAAGCUUAAAAUUCUUGCUGAAAAAGCGAAAUUAAAAUUAUCAAGAAGAAAAAUUGCCACAAUCAAAGACUAUUUUGAAGAAAAAUCAGGAAAAAUCUUUGAAUUUCAGCACAAAAUUUCACGAGAAGAGUUUGCUAUUCUUACUUCAAAAGAACUAAAUUUCUUAAAAGAAACAAUAGAGCCUAUGCUGAAUAAAUGCUCUGAUAUCAAUGAAAUCAUUUUAUCUGGAGGUAUGACAAAAAUGCCUGCAAUAAAAAAUAUGAUAAAACAGUAUUUUAAAAAAAUCCCAAUUUCUAUGAUAAAAUCUGAGAGUAUUCCAGCAAUAGGAGCUCUAAUAAACCUCUCAACUCACAGAAAAUUGUCUUCAAAACUGGUACUCAAUGACAUCUUAACACUUCCAGUUGGCUGAGCAACUAAACCUGAAUUUGAGCCAGAUUUAGUAGCUGGCACAGUUUUUCCUGCAACUAUUACAAAAGAAUACAGCAAUUGGGACAUUUACCAGCGCUAUGACGAAACCUAUAUAUAUCAAGGCAACCAAAAAAUAAAUAGCGAAAAUUCAUUAAUAUGGAAAAAUAAAAUAGAAAUUCGAGCAACAAAAAUGGAAACAAAACUUCUAAUAUUAAAUGCCAUCGUAAAUAAAGAAGGAAUCUUCGAUGCUAAAAUUUUUGAUAAAGGGCAAUAUCAUUAUGGGACUUCUUUUAGUGAAAUGAGAAUGACUGAAAUAUUGAGAAUGAGAAAUGAGGAAGAAAUAAAAGAAAACAUAAUUAAUGCAAAGAGACAAGGAAAAGCAUAUAAGAUGAUAUCUGAGGAGCCUUUUAUUUUUAAAAACGCGAAAAUUGAAGCAAAAUGAAAAGAGUGCUCACUAGAAAAUGAAAAUUACGAGGAAAAAUAUUGGGAUAGAUAUAUUAAUUGACCAAGAAUAGCCCACUAUGGAGCCAUUCUUGGUCUGCCAGAAAAAAUUUUGACAAAAAGAUCCUAAUCUGCCAUUACCACUGAGUUUUGGUGUUUCCAAAUUUUUUGGGCAAGCCAAAUGCAAUAAAAAAAAUUGUUCUUUUGCGAUGAUGCAUUUGGCUUGUCAAAAAAAUUUGGAAACACCAAAACUCAGUGGUAAUGGCAGAUUAGGAUCUUUUCUGCCAUUACCACUGAGUUUUGAUGUUGCCAAUUUUUUGACAAGCCAAAUGCAUCAUCGCAAAAGAACAAUUUUUUUAUUGCAUUUGGCUUGCCCAAAAAAUUUGGAAACACCAAAACUCAGUGAUAAUGGCAGAUUAGGAUCUUUUGUCAAAAUUUUUUCUGGCAGACCAAGAAUGGCUCUCCAUAGUGGGCUAUUCUUGGUCAAUUGGUAUAUUUGGUAUAUUUUGUUUAUAGAAGAGAAGUUUAUAAAGAGGAAAAAGAUAAUAUUGAUUAUAAACAUGGCUGGUUUCCAUAUGGAGAAAUAUAUGAAGAGCAUUAA
Molecule: messenger RNA, 2577 nt
Organism: Blepharisma stoltei
Lineage: Eukaryota; Ciliophora; Heterotrichea; Heterotrichida; Blepharismidae
Source: the annotation of a GenBank genome assembly